CCUCGCCAACCACUACCUUUAAUUUCCACAUCUACACAUACUCACAUAAUCUCGACCUCAAACCCAUUUGAAAAUGUCAUCCUCCUACUCCUACUCCAGCUCCUCCUUCUCCUCCUCGACCUCAACCUCCAACGGCCAAACCACUGGUCAGGCAUAUCGCGAGGAAUCUUCUUCCAACUUGGACGGUACCACCGUACGCACCACAACACAAAAUCUGGGCGAGAAACCCGUAUCUGAGACCCGGCAAUAUGACGCCCAGGGACGACAGCUUGUAGGCGACACCGCCACUCGGGGUCAGGGAAAGAUCGAAGACAUUUCCGAAGAGGAAGCAGAUAAGAUCUAUCGAGAGAGGAUGGAGGACGAAUAUGCUAAGCGUGAGGGUGGCGCUUAGAUAAUGUCAGGCGGAGAUACAUGACGACGAUGCAAAUAUCGUCAGGCUACAUUGGCGAAGAAUGACAUGAUACCAAGACGGUACAGUGGACUGUAUGUUAACCAUGUAGCAGUCGACGAAAAUCCCGACUCCAACAUUAAUAUAAGCCUCAUGCCCCUGCCUUAGAUUCAAUUCGUUGCGAUUUGCACACUCUGUAGAAGAACGCCACAGAUUGAAAAAAAAAGACAAAACGUCGUGCCGUGGCACUGUACCUAUAACGUUUUGCCGCCAAUCUUCCUCAAGAGGUGCCCAUUGUUUCCAUCGCUCGGGACUAUCAUAGGGAUUCACCUCUAAUUAAAUAUCAAAGGUGCAUUAACUAAUACCUGUGUUCGCAUAUUCCGGAAUCUCGAGUAUCUGUUCCAUGCGUCUAAGGUGCGGUCUUGACCAAGUUGUUGUAUACACGUCUCAAUUAUGUGAGCUGAGGGUAGAUAUCUAAAUAUAAACAGCAAAGCAGUCGUGUA
This is a messenger RNA of Pseudovirgaria hyperparasitica, 891 nucleotides long. RefSeq lists its product as uncharacterized. NCBI's taxonomy places the organism in Eukaryota, Fungi, Ascomycota, Dothideomycetes, Acrospermales, Acrospermaceae. The transcript has a single exon. The coding region runs from base 74 to 391 and encodes 105 amino acids. The record is from RefSeq and is a predicted model, not a curated record.